UCUGCUCCGCUUCUCCCUGCAGCCCCUGCAGCCGCUGCCCGCAGCCAGCUGCCGCUCAUGGAGCUCCUCGCCCUGCGCUGGGUGCUGCUCAGCACCUUGCUCAGCACGUCGGCCUCCAGCAGCGCCCUGCGCGAAGGAGACCCCAAGGACCCCGAGGAGAUAGAGAUGGACAUGGCCCCUGACUCCUUUGAUGACCAAUACGAAGGCUGCGAGGUCAAAAUGUGGGCUAAGUUGCAGAAGGUGAACCUUUCAGAGUUCGACACGAACGACAACUAUGCCAACACCUGGAAGAGGGCAUCUGCAGAAUGGCAGGAGCGCUGCGGCUGUCCCACUCAAUGCCCAAAGCUGAGACAGGAGCUGGCCAUCGCCGUGCUGGCGUACACUGCUCGAGGUGGGAUGUAUAGGAAGUUCAACGCAGCCACACGUCAGGGCGGACAGAACCACCAGCACUACCUCAACUCGUAUGACUUCAAGACGCUGCACUUCGUCCUGACCCUGGCGCUGCAGGAUCUGUGGAAAUCCGAUCCCAAUGAAUGUUACAAAGUCUUUCGUGGUGUCAAGGGCAUCCGUUUCACUACCGAAGAAGGCCAAACUGUGCGCUUCGGCCAGUUCACCUCUGCCUCCCUAAAGAAGGAAGUUGCGGAGAAGUUUGGCAAGGAUACCGUCUUUGUGAUCAAUACCUGCUAUGGUGCCCCCAUCAAGCAGUUCUCCUUCUUCAAGUAUCAGGAUGAAAUCCUCAUCCCACCUUUUGAAGUCUUUGAGGUCAUCAAGAUCUCCAAUGCCAAUGGCAGCAACCAAAUCGAACUCCUCUCUAAAGAGAAGAAGAGCAACCACAACUGUGAGCUUCUGAAGUGUCAGGGCAGGCAGUGGGGUCGGGGCCACCAGGAGGUGGGGUUGGGGCUCAGCCCUGGGCUGGCUCUGCACUCCCUGGGCUGCUCCAACUGCAGCUGGGGGGGAUCGGGGCACAGAGAGCGUGACCCCAUCCCAGCAGCUCUGUAAGGGGAUGGGGAGUGCGGAGGUGAAGGGAACAUCUCUGUUUGUGGGGGGUGGGGACAU
This is a messenger RNA of Phasianus colchicus (ring-necked pheasant), 1056 nucleotides long. The record is from RefSeq and is a predicted model, not a curated record. Lineage: Eukaryota; Metazoa; Chordata; Aves; Galliformes; Phasianidae.